This is a messenger RNA of Cladophialophora psammophila CBS 110553, 1578 nucleotides long. RefSeq names its product transcriptional adapter 2-alpha. The transcript is spliced from 2 exons. Gene Ontology annotation, molecular function: zinc ion binding; transcription coactivator activity; chromatin binding. The coding region runs from base 1 to 1578 and encodes 525 amino acids. Lineage: Eukaryota; Fungi; Ascomycota; Eurotiomycetes; Chaetothyriales; Herpotrichiellaceae. Gene Ontology annotation, biological process: chromatin remodeling; regulation of transcription by RNA polymerase II. The record is from RefSeq and is a predicted model, not a curated record. Gene Ontology annotation, cellular component: SAGA-type complex; nucleus.
AUGGGUGUCAUAAGGAAAAACGCAGCCUCCCGCGGUGGUGACGGUGGUACUAAAUAUCACUGCGACGUCUGCUCUAUCGAUAUCACUUCGACUGUCCGUAUAUCUUGCGCAAAUCCCGCAUGUCGCGAGUAUGAUCUCUGUGUCCCAUGUUUCGCUCGCGGAGAGCAUUCUAAAAACCAUGACCCACGCACGCAUGAAUACCAUGUUGUGGAACAGAACUCGAUCCCCAUCUACACGGAGGACUGGGGCGCGGAUGAGGAACUGCUCUUGCUCGAAGGCUCCGAGAGGUAUGGACUCGGUUCGUGGGCCGAUGUAGCGGAGCAUAUUGGAGGCUACCGGGAGAAGGAUGAAGUCCGCGACCACUACAUCAACACCUACAUCAAUAGCUCAUUGUUCCCACUCCCUGAAUUGGCCGACCCUGCAGACACGCGGCUAUUUGAGCGCAUACCCAAAGAUGAGUUUCAGGCUUGCAAAAAACGGCGUAUCGAGGAGCGCAAGGAGGCCGCCAAAUCAGCACCGCCUGCAACACCCAAGCAGAAGCCCACGGCUUCGGUACCGGCCUGUCACGAGGUGCAGGGAUUUAUGCCUGGCCGUCUGGAAUUUGAGACUGAGUUUGCCAAUGAUGCUGAGGAAGCCGUUCAGCACAUGUCCUUCGAGCCUGGUGAUGGUCUCGACCCCGUGACAGGCCAGAUGGAUGAAGAGACAACGUUAAAAAUGACAGUCUUCGACAUCUACAACUCCAGGCUAAAGGCGCGUACUGACCGGAAACGGAUCAUUUUUGAGCAUAACUUACUGGAAUACAAAAAGAACCAGCUUAUCGAUAAGAAGAGGACAAAAGAAGAGAAAGACUUGCUUCACAAAGCUAAGCCUUUUGCCCGGAUGAUGAAUCAUGAAGAUUUCGAGGCACUAAAUCGGGAUCUUCUUCUCGAGCACAAUCUGCGCAUUGCGAUAGCGCAGUUACAAGAAUGGAAGCAGAUGGGCAUUAGCGAUCUCAGAGGUGGCGAGAAAUAUGAAGCUGAUAAACAAGCGCGCGCUCUUCGCAAUCAACCCCAGGGACAGUUUGACAGGAUGCCUCAAAUACCUAAAAAGGGUAGCCAGAUUCAGCAACCUGACUUGCCCACCGAGGCAUCCAAGUUGACGACACCGGAAUUGCCCCUUCGUUUCCAGCGCAAGCAGAAAACGUUACCUCAGUUUACUGACAGUCAGCCGGCCGUGCAGAACGACUUUGACAAACUCUUUGCUGAGGCUAGCGGUCCGGAUAGCUCUGCGGGACCUAAGCCUAAAGUUCGCUACGUGGUGCAGCCGUUGAACGGGACGACCCCUUGGAAACUGGAGGAGGAUAAAGCCUAUGCCCCUGAUUUACAACUUCUGAGCGAGGAAGAAAUUCAAUUAUGCAAUACACUCCAUAUCCGACCGAAGCCUUACCUUGCCCUUAAAGAAGGCUUGCUGAAAGAAGCCAUGAAACAAGGUGGCCACAUGAAGAAAAAGGAGGCUCGAGGAGUCUGCCGGAUCGAUGUCAAUAAGGCUAACCGAAUAUUUGACUUUAUGAUACACUCCGGGUGGAUUGCAAAGGCGUGA